Molecule: messenger RNA, 2982 nt
Organism: Aptenodytes forsteri (emperor penguin)
Lineage: Eukaryota; Metazoa; Chordata; Aves; Sphenisciformes; Spheniscidae
Gene: AGFG1
Product: ArfGAP with FG repeats 1
Exons: 18
Coding region: 1-2292 (763 amino acids)
Cellular component (GO): cytoplasmic vesicle
Molecular function (GO): GTPase activator activity
Source: RefSeq, a predicted model, not a curated record
AUGGAACGAAUCCUCCUGGGGGCUAUCAGAAGUCAAAUAGAACACAUGAUUGGGAAAAGCCAGCACGGAUUCACCAAGGGCAAAUCGUGCUUGACAAACCUGAUCUCCUUCUACGACAAAGUAACCUGCUCGGCUGAUGCGGGGCGAGCGGUGGACAUCGUCUACCUGGAUUUCUCCAAGACUUUCGAUACUGUUUCCUACAGCCUCCUCCUAGAGAAACUGAUGCGUUACGGUCUAGACAAGUGGUCCGUGCGGUGGGUGGGGAACUGGCUGACCGGCCGUACCCAGAAGGUGGAGGGAUCGAUAUUGGGCCCAACGCUGUUUAAUAUCUUCAUAAGUGAUCUGGAUGGUGGGGUCAAGUGUACCCUGAUGAAGUUUGCUGUUGACACCAAACUGAGUGGGGAAGUGGACACUUCAGAAGGGAGAGACACCCUGCAGGAAGACCUGGAUAGGCUGGAAGAGCGGGCUAACGAGAACCUUAUGAAGUUCAACAAGGACAAGUGUUUAAAUAACGGUCAACAAUCAAUAAUGAUUUAUAUGAACAUCACUAUGACUUUCUCUUGUGUUCAGGAGGAGGAAGACAGACCUGUGGAUGGAGGGACAAAAAGCAAACUAGAAAAAGAUGCUGGGAGGAAACAGGAAAUACGGGGCUUGAAUCCACCCCACAGGGUGAAGUCAAUUUCAAUGACUACUUUCACACAACAGGAAAUAGAAUUUCUGCAGAAACAUGGAAAUGAAGUGUGCAAACAGAUUUGGCUAGGCCUAUUUGAUGAUAGAUCAUCAGCAAUUCCAGACUUCAGGGAUCCACAGAAAGUAAAGGAAUUUCUACAGGAAAAAUACGAAAAGAAAAGAUGGUAUGUUCCUCCAGAGCAAGCAAAGGUGGUGGCAUCAGUCCAUGCAUCCAUAUCGGGGUCUUCUGCUAGUAGUACAAGCAGCACACCUGAGGUGAAGCCACUCAAAUCUCUCUUGGGAGAAGCUGCACCCACACUGCACUUAAACAAGGGCACACCUAGCCAAUCUCCUGUUGUAGUUCGAUCUCAAGGACAGCAGCAACAAGAAAAGAAACAAUUUGACCUCCUCAGUGACCUUGGCUCAGAUAUCUUUGCUGCUGCUCCUCCUCAGUCAACUGCUACAGCAAAUUUUGCUAAUUUUGCACACUUCAACAGUCAUACAGCGCAGAACUCUGCAAAUGCAGGUUUUGCAAACUUUGAUGCAUUUGGACAGUCUAGUGGCUCGAGUAAUUUUGGAGGUUUCCCCACAGCAAGUCAGCCUUCUUUUCAGCCCCAAAAUACAGCGUUCAGAACGCUUUCAUCUAGCUGCAGUUUUGGUGAAUUUACUUCAGCUUUUCCUCUCCAGGCUGUGCACAGUGGAAGCGCUGGAUCAGUGAAUGCUAACUUUGCUCACUUUGAUAACUUCCCCAAAUCCUCCAGUGCUGACUUUGGAGCCUUCAAUGCUUCUCAGAGCAGCACAACAGCAACUGCAGCCAGUAAAGCUGCAGUGAAUAAAUCGAAUCUCCAGUCAGCUGACAAAUACGCAGCUCUUGCUAAUUUAGAUAAUAUCUUCAGCGCAGGGCAAGGUGGUACUGAGCAAGGAAGUGGCUUCAGUACAGUAGUGUCGGCAUCAGCAGGUCCUGCAUUGUCAGCCCCAAAUCAGUCAAGUGCGUCUUCAGACAAGUAUGCGGCUCUAGCAGAAUUAGACAGCGUGUUCAGCUCCACAGCAACCUCUAGUAACGCAUAUACUUCCACCAGUAACGUUAGCAGCAAUGCUUUUGGAACAGUACCUGUGGCUGCUACUGCACAGACACAGCCUGCAUCUUCGAGUGUGCCUGCUCCAUUUGGAGCAACACCUUCCACAAAUCCAUUUGUAGCUGCCCCUGUUGCCCCAGUGGCACCUUCAACAAAUCCAUUCCAGACCAAUAGCCGAGGAGCAACAGGCCUCUCGGGAGCAAUGCACUCUCACAUAUUUCCUCAGGCUCAUUUUGCAGCAACAUUUGGUACUGCAUCCAUGAGCAUGCCUGCAGGAUUUGGAACUCCUGCCUCCUACAGUCUUCCUACUAGUUUUAGUGGCAACUUCCAGCAGCCCACGUUCCCAACCCAGGCAGCUUUCCCUCAACAGACUGCUUUUGCUCAGCAGCCAAAUGGAGCAGGUUUUGCUGCAUUUGGACAGGCAAAGCCUGUAGUAACUCCUUUUGGACAAGUUGCAGCUGUUGGAGUAUCUAGUAAUCCUUUUAUGGCUGGUGCACCAACAGGACAAUUUCCAACAGGAAGCUCAUCAACCAAUCCUUUCUUAUAGCCUUAUAGACACUUUACCCAAAAGAACUCUUAUGUGGUCACAUAACAUCUCUGCGCCUCUUGCACUGUUGUCUUGUUUCACUGAUAUUAGCUUUAAACACAAAAGAAGUCUUUAAGAAGUAAAAAUAAAAGCCUGCAUUGUGUACCUUUAAAAAAAUUAAAAACAAACAAAAAAAAAUUACACAAACCCCAAGAAAAUCAACCCCCCCCACCAGGUAAUAACGUGCAAAACAGAGGGCUGUGGUAACAUCCUUGAACCUGUGAACUGGCAGGUAAAAAGUAGCGGUAUCAUGUAUAUUAAAAUUGGCUAAUAAGUUAUUGCAGAUACCACAUUCAUUAUGCUGCAGUACUGUACAUAUUUUUCUUAGAAAAUAGCUAUUUGUGCAUAUCAGUAUUUGUAACUUUAACACAUUGUUAUGUGAAAAAUGUUACUGGGAAAUAGAUCAGCCACUUUAAGGUGCUGUUGUAUCUCUUGGAAUGAAUGAGCUACAUCAUUUUAACCAUUGGUAUUGGAAGUCAUGAAGUUAAAUUGAAGGUUUGUUCAUUUCUCAAAAUGUUUUCCUUUCCUAAGAGCUCUUCUAUUUAUACAUGCCUAAAUCUCUAAUGUUAGAGGGAUACCUGUCUGCGUAAUAAAGCUGAUCAUGUUUUGCUACAGUUUGCAGGUGAAAAAAAUAAAUAUUAGAAAAAACAA